Molecule: messenger RNA, 4101 nt
Organism: Hippocampus zosterae (dwarf seahorse)
Lineage: Eukaryota; Metazoa; Chordata; Actinopteri; Syngnathiformes; Syngnathidae
Gene: tmem275a
Product: transmembrane protein 275a
Exons: 2
Coding region: 517-1140 (207 amino acids)
Source: RefSeq, a predicted model, not a curated record
AAAAAAAAAAAAACCCACGACGUCAUUGCGACGCACGUCCACACAUCCAGAGGUUGACAGAAGGAGGGAAUAUGCUGUGCGUGCAACAUAUGAUAUAUUGAGGAGCCUUUCUGUGUUUUUGAGGGGGGCUGGUCCACAUCCGCGCGGUGCUCCGAAGUGAUCGAUUCUGAUGUGCCGCAUAUGACUUGCCGGUCUCGGCUUGUCUCAUCCUCAUGGCCGCUGAUUGAACGCGUGUCAUGACUUGCGCCCUCCGAGACGGCACAGUUGCAAGCAAAGACGGCAUCAGUACAAUCUGCUAUCCGAACUCUCAACCAUCAAAUGAUCCUUUUUUUAAAGCGGGGUAGAGUACAUUUGGAGAAAGACGGAAGCAAAGAAAGAAAGAUCGCUGAAGAAUGGAGCGUCACUAUACAUAGAAGACGAAGGCGUUGGACUCACGAAGGGCACAUUUGUUUGGAAAAGAGGACAAUGGUGAAGAUUUCGGCGUAAAGAAGCGAGCGGAAUCCCAGAGGCGACACCAUGGUCGUCACCGAUAGAAACGCAGGCGGCGCUGUGUCCAAGAAGGAGCAACCCAAGGGGAAAAAGCGGCGAGCAUCCCGUCCUCACGGCCUACCCUCUCCGGCCCUGUGCUGCGCCUGCGGCCUUUGCAUCAUGCUGGCCGGACUCAACAUCACCCUGGUGGGAGUGUUCGCCUUCCGGACGCUGGUGCCUUCCGCCAACCCUUCCAUCAUCAUCGGACCCAUCCUGUUGCUGGUGGCCUUCUCCUUUUUUGGGGCUUGUUGCGUGUGCAGCCGCCUUCCUCCUCCUCACAGCUCGCGCGGGGCCAAGACGGGCGGGCGAGGCAUGAAACUGAUCGGGAACGGCGGGCUGGCAGGCGGGGCGGCGUUCGAGAUAGAGACCAGCGAGCAUACGCUGCAGGACACGACGGCCGUGCAGCUCAGCCCCACGUCCUCCCCCGCGUCGUCUCGGGGAUUGAGCCCGGAAAAAGAGGCUCCCGGUGCGUCCCUGCCUGGUCCCGCCAAACUCUUCACCAUGGACAACAACGGCUCUCCCGGUUCUAUUGGCGUGGUCUACUCUGCUGUCUCGGGAGGAGAGGUUCAGCUCAACCUGCCAAGAGAAGUGGCCGCCUCGCCGUAUACCUAACCUACUCGUUGACUGAGUGUUACUUCUUGUGUGACUAAGCACGGAGUACAGACACUGCCAUUUUUCACACUUUGGCCAAUUUUGAAACUGUCAGAGAACCCGCUCACGGCAAGGAAAAAUUCAGCGACGGUGUUGUAAACGCUCUUAUUGUGUAUGUCAAACAACAUAUCCAUAUUUCCUCUGACAAUUUUGAGUGCCCUCUUCCAAACAACCAAUGAAAAAAUACCAGCUGCGUCAGGUCAUUAACUAAUGCGCUCGUCACACAAAAACGCAGUCAUGUCACGUCCGCUGGUGCAGCGGAGAGUCUGGAUUUCCAUGCUAUAAAAACAAGGCUGUAUGGUUGACUUCCUGGUUUUCGUUCUUUCAAAUUUACAACGUCUCGGAGUAGGUUGUGUGCCAUCAUCUAGUGGUCAUGAAUACAAUUAUGGCCAGAGUACAUGUACUGAAGAUAAAGGGUGCCCAUUCCGUCGAUCGCAAUUGACCGGUAACUCGCGGAUUGGACCAAAGUCAUCACAGGAGCGUAGAGGAAAACAAACAAACAAACAAACAAACAAACAAACAAACAAACAAACAAACAGAAAUGUGUGUCCCAAUGCAUGUUAGUUAUAUAUAUAUAUUUGUGAUAUUGCACACUGCAUCCUACUCAUCCUAUCAGUCUCACUUUCACAAAAAGUAUUUUAAAACUGAAAUAAAAUAAAGCGGGUCAUCUUUAACUUUCGAUGGCGGGUGACCUUUUGCACCGGAAGUUAUUAGCGCUCAGUUGGUUGCAAUUGCAGCUUGCGAUCAGAGCUUUUGCGAUAUAGCUUUUAUUAUUGUUAUCAGUCAAAGUUUGUUUCGUGUAUAAUCCACCGAUGGCACUCGCAAAGAAUGACAAUCUGGAGCGCCGAGAGAAGCCUGUUACGUUACGAUAGUUUACGGGCUGCAAAAGUGCGUCGCAUGCCUCCCCGUCAAAUCUCCCACUAAGGUAGGCAGUGGUUUCCUUUUCACAAAGUCAUAAACUCUUGUGUCUAUUUUGCUAUUCCGCUCGUUUUAGGGGACAUUAUGGCUGUUGCACGUGUGCGGUAACGGGUCGAUCGCGGGACGUUGGUUCAUCGAAAAGUAGAUCUGAGGUCAAAAAUAUUUGGGGACCGACGCUUUAGAUCAGCACAACGGUUACAAACGGUUCCCCAAACAAUCUGAUAGGGCGACUUCCGGGUUUUCAUUCGUCUUGCAAUUUGACGGUCUCAGAGUCGGUCGUGUGCCGCCAUCUAGUGGUCAUGAAUAUAAUUGUCCAGAAUACGCACGUUUUAGAUCGACCUAAGAGUGUUAACAUACCCGACAACUCAGGUGGUUUAGCCAUAGUUCAUGCGGAUUUUGUGGUGAAUCUUACGUAUAUGGCCGUAUCGCACAAAUCAUACGAUUCUGAAAAUUUCCGUUUUUUUUUUUUACCAGCUCCAAAUGAUAUGGAGGUGGUGAAAAAAGUAACGCAGGAAUACAACUCUGUACACAGUAAUGCCACUAAGUAAAAUGAUGAUUAGACAUUAACCAGACAUUGUAUUAUGGAGAUCUACAUUAAAUAUCAUUGAAAAUUUCGUGUUUUUUUCUGCCGUUAUUUUGACAUAUAAAAUGUUUUGGUAUCUUAUAAGGAUUUUUUUGCUCUUUAUAAUGAUUUUUUUUUGGGUAGUUUAUACAGGUUGGCGCUACGAAAAGUUGAUAGGUAUGGAUUAAUUGAUCCACAAAAAUCUCAGAAAGAGCGGGACCGCAAACCCGCAUCCCGCAAUGGACAGGGAUUUACAGUUCACCCCCCCCCCCCCCCCCCCCCCCACCCUCUUUGCUUAUCUGUGUGACCCUAUACCAAUUGGCCCUCAGACCAGUACAAAAUGGCUACCGGACCACGGGAUCCAAAGGCUCAAGAGAAGUAGCAAUUUUGCGACUGGACCUCAUUAACUCAUUUAUUUAUUCCACUAUGUUUUUAUGAUUUUAUGUCCUGUUUUUAUAUAAUAUCUUGCUUACUAAUUUUUACAUUGUAUUUUCUUAUUGUCUGUACAGUGUCCUUGGGUGGCAUGAAAGGCACUUUUAAAUUAAAUGCAUUAUUAUUGUUUGCCUGAAAGGAAUGUUCAACUGCCACUCUGUGUCUCCGUUGACUCUAAGGAUUGGAAGUCAUAGGCUAGGAGUGACCUAGUCGAGUUGAAGUGCAUUAGCAAUGACACUUGCCAUUUGAAUACGUAUUGUGAUUGUUUGAAGGGCACACAUAAAACGGUGAACCGCGUUGUGUCUUUGUUCAUAUCCAUGGUAUAAACUGUGUAGACUGAUUUUUUUGUUCUUGAGUUAUAUUUAUAAAAUGGAAUGAUGACAGGCCUUAGUACCGAUGGCAUUAAUUUUUGCGGCAUUGUACUGCACGCCUUUUGACUUUUUGAGUCAAAACCUCAGCUUCUUUGCCUUGUUGUCACUGCCCAGAAACAUUCAAAAAGCCUGAAUUCUCAAGAAAGCAACGUUGCCUUAGAUUAUGCGAUAAGGAUCCAAUGAAAAGAGGGCUAGUUCUCAAGGCUGGUUCACAAAGCCAUUAUUUGGGAUGCCGUACGCUUUGCUUCACUCAAAAUCAACCUGCAUGCUGAAAAUGAAAUUGCUCCUUUCACAUGCAUAAAUCAGGUCACAGAGCAUCAUUGUCAUUUUGUCAUUUUGAUAGGAUCAUUUGAUUGUGUGUAUCUAAUGAACUGUCCAGUGGGUGCAUAUGGAGUUUUAGCCUUGUACAUACCAGCAUUCCCAGCGCUAUGAGCCACUAUUUGUCAUUCUAAAUAAAAGCCCCUGUUAAUGUUCUUGCAUGUUCACUUUUACGGAAAUGCGUGCAGCCUGUUUUUGUGAUUUAUGCUUGCCACUGCUUACAGUAAAAGUGCGUGUGUAUCUUUGACUUUGGGAACUUCUAAUAACAAACUGAUACAUGUUUUAGUGGUUGUACAUUUGUAAAUAAAAAGUAUUCGUGCA